This is a messenger RNA of Dioscorea cayenensis subsp. rotundata (Guinea yam), 1213 nucleotides long. RefSeq lists its product as uncharacterized. The transcript has 6 exons. Gene Ontology annotation, biological process: mitotic intra-S DNA damage checkpoint signaling; meiotic DNA integrity checkpoint signaling; double-strand break repair via homologous recombination. Lineage: Eukaryota; Viridiplantae; Streptophyta; Magnoliopsida; Dioscoreales; Dioscoreaceae. Gene Ontology annotation, cellular component: nucleolus; checkpoint clamp complex; site of double-strand break. The coding region runs from base 110 to 1063 and encodes 317 amino acids. The record is from RefSeq and is a predicted model, not a curated record.
AUGUGAUUCGGUUACCAACUCGCCGCCACGCGCGCGUUUGAUCCCCAAAUAAAAAACACUGCUUUCAGAGUUCAGAAGGCGGGAAGCUAAGAAGAAGAAGAAGAAGAAGAUGAAGUUCAAAGCUUUCAUCACCUCCGAUGGAGUCAAUCUCCUCGACAAGCGCUUCCUUCCGGCGCUGGAUAAGCUCGGAAGGUUAUGCCACAUGUAUCUCACCCGCGACCACGCCAUGUUCCUACACAACCUCUUCGCCGCCGAUGGCGUCCAGUCAGUGGCACAAUUCAAGAAGGAGAUCCUCUUUCGAGACUACCGCAUCUCGAGCCAGAACGAUGAUCGCAUUGCCUUUGCCAUCGACCCCGCCCUUCUCCACCGAGCCCUCCGCAGCGCACUAACGAUCCAGCUCCAAUCGGGAGACGACACCGCUGCUAUUCAGAUCAAGCUUGUCAAGAAGUUGCCGGCGGGGUCGCGGAAUCCGGCGCCUUUUCUCACUUUUGAGACAAAGGGAUUGAGAUCUGCUGUUGUUCAGGACGUGCCUAUCUCGAAGCCGCUUUCUCGGGCUGAUGUUCUUCAACUCCAGGCAGCGCUUGACGCUGCUCAGGACCUCCCCCAGACUCUUGUUCAGGUUCCAGACUUGGCGCAGCUGCAGAGCCUCGUGGAUCGUCUUAAGAAUGUUGGAGAUCUUCUCACAGUUGCAAUCACUCAGUACGGCGACCUCCAUCUUCAGGUCUCUACUUCUCUCAUCACUGUCGGGUCUGAGUUCCGGGAGCUCAGGGUUCUUGGAGCGCACGCUAAUGCACCUGCCUCAGAACAAAAUCUGAAUGCUCAGUCUCGAACUGCAAUGGCAAUUCAGAGAGGCGAAGCUCAAUCAGUACAAGUGAGCAUGAAACACCUAGCGAAGAGCUUGCAAUGUCAUUUAUCGAAGCCUGACUGCGUCUUCUAUGGUAUAGCUCCGCAAGGUGCUUGCUUGACCAUGAUUUUCCAGUUCUUCAUACCAGGCACACGAUUAAUGGACAAAUCGAUCAGCUUCCACUGCAGGCUUCCGGUCCUUGAUUCAGGUUCUACUUAACAAGACUGAUGUAGUUGAUCUCAUGGUCUGAUUUGGUGGCAGAUUUCUUCUAGUUGUUUUAUGGAAGUAUGUAAUUUGAUUGUCUGACUUGAGAUGAGAUCCUAGAAAAUUACUGUUUGUUCUCUUGUUUGUUAUGUAACACUUUGACUA